Nelumbo nucifera (sacred lotus) is the source of this 1664-nucleotide messenger RNA. The record is from RefSeq and is a predicted model, not a curated record. NCBI's taxonomy places the organism in Eukaryota, Viridiplantae, Streptophyta, Magnoliopsida, Proteales, Nelumbonaceae.
AUGGAACCAAAUGCUAAGUUGAGUGUUGAUGCAGGUGAAGAGUUUGGUGAUCCUGGAAGGUACAAGAGGUUGGUGGGAAAAUUGAACUAUUUGACUAGCACACGACCUGAUAUUUCAUUUACUGUAAUACCAUCAGACUCAAGGUACCCAGAUGUUGAGAUAAGGUAUAGUGAAGUUGUAGUAUGCUCAGAGAUAACAUAUUCUUCACUAGAAAAACAUGGGUGGUGCAAGAUAACAAAGAAUCCAGAUGAAUAUUCGGCAACGAUACAGAAUAUGAGGUACGAUUAUCUAGCAACCCUCAGGUGGAAUUUGCCAACGGAGAAAACUCCACAACACCUGACAAGCCCAAUCCAAGAUAUUUCAGAGGAUCUAGAGAAGAUUUGGAGGAUUCUAGCGUCUGAGAAGAAUUUCAAGGCAUUGAGAACAGAGAAGAAGAGGUUAAGCAACCCUUCAACAUUGAAAGUGACUCCACAAAGCCUUUCAAAUGCAAUACUUGUCGAUGAAACAAUGCUUCAUAAAGAUGACACUUUGGUCAUUAAAUGUGGAAGUGAAAUUACUUCAGGACCAGACAGGGAAGGUUACUUGAAUUAUAGGUUCAAAGUACUGCUGACUCAGGAACAGUGCAAGAAAAAAUUGAAGAUAUCUUUGGAUGUUGAACAUAUAAAAUGCAGCAUUUGCUUAAACAUAUGGCACAAUGUUGUAACUGUUGCCCCUUGCCUCCACAACUUCUGCAAUGGAUGCUUCUCAGAGUGGUUAAGAAGGUCCCAACAAAAGCAGUCAGAUGUUCUUUGUCCUCAAUGCCGAGCAGUAGUUCAUUGUGUUGGAAGAAACCAUUUCUUGCAUAAUGUUGAAGAGGAGAUACUUCAAAAUGAUUUGUCAUUACAACGCACCGGUGAAGAAGUUGAAAAUUUGGAUUCAUCUGCAUCAAUUAAGUCAAAUCUUGUUAUAAAGACUGGAAAAACUCUUCGACGGAAAAGAAACUAUUCAUCAUGGAAUGAGGAAACUAAUGUCCUAGAGUUUUCAUGCCUUCAAUGUGGCACUGCAUUAGGUGGGUUUCGAUGCAGCCAGACCACUGCUCAUCUCUAAUGCUAUGCAUGUGGAGGAAUGAUGCCAUCCAGAAAUGAUAUUAAUAUACCACAACACUGUUUAGGAUGUGAUAGAGCCUUUUGUGGGGCUUAUUGGCAGGCCCAAGGGGUUGUUCAAAGUGAUCUUUAUGCAGUUUGUAUUCCUGGGAACUUCAAACCCAUUGCAGAACGUGCCAUCUCCAGAAUUCCAUUUUCUGCACAUCAAAAUAAUCAAUAUGAGCAAGAUAUCACAGAAAGAUGCAUCAGACAGAUGGGAAAAACAUUACAGGAUGUUAUAUCAGAUUGGAUCACAAAGCUGAACAACAGAGAAAUUGACAGAACAAGGAUGCCACUGAAUCAUGCUGAGAUGAUAACUGAUGCCACACACCUUUGCAAUGACUGUUAUGACAAAUUGGUAUCAUAUCUGCUAUAUUGGUUUCGUGUCACAUUGCCUAGUUGUCUUUUACCACCUGAUGCAUCUACGAGGGAAGAUUGCUGGUAUGGUUUUGCAUGUCGUACACAGCAUCACAAUGAAGAACAUGCUCGUAAAAGAAAUCAUGUUUGUCGUCCAACCAGGGGCAACAAUGUCUAGUCAUGAAA